CCCCCCCCGCCAAUCGCUGCCUGCAGCCUGUGCAGACCCGGCUGCUUUUCACAUCGCGUUAGGGCCCCGCCACGCCCAGAUUAAAGCCGCCAUGGACUCAAAUACUCGAUUCGUGGCGACGGCAUGGCGCAAUAGCUAUGAGCUGCUUCAGCUACGCCAGGACUUGUACGCUUCCGACACGUCCAAAAGACAAAGGGCUGUCCGCAAGGUUUUCGCAUGGCGGUUGCGCAAGCCAGACGGCCUGCCUCUGCUGCUCGAGUCCACGGCAGACAUUGUUGAUGUAAUGCUGCAAGACGCGAGGGGCUCUCUGCCGCACAAUGCCCUGCGCCUGCUCUAUGCCACGGCACUAUCCAGAUUUGUAACCGGUCUGGCAGACACCCAGAUCGACUUGACUCGUGACCGCCCCUCCUGGUUCCCUUCUGGAAAGUCGCUCCAGCUACCCCUCACUCUACUGGAAACACGACACCGCAUCGUCCAUCGGCAUCUUCCGUCGCUGGCAGAGUUGAAGCGCGCCGCUACCCAAUCUCUCGAGUGGCUAUGGGACUGGUACUGGACCCAGUUGGACUAUGCCUUCACCACCGCUACAUGUGCACGCGCAGACGAGGACGAGGAGCUGGGUGUAGAGAGUAGAGACGCCAUCAAGGACAGGCUACAAGGCAUUCUGAAGACCUAUGUCAAGGACAGAAAGGCCGAAAUCAAGCGUCGAAAAGAGCAAAGCACGGCUGCCGAAACCGCCCUGUCGACCUACAUGUUGCGCUUCUCAUCCAACACAACCACCACGCCCCUUAGCCAAGUACGCCGUGUCCUUGUUGAACAGUUAGUCGACGCCGAGAUGAUUCUUCCUUCGGAUAAGAAACUGGGCAGUAGCAUGUCGGGAGCCUUUCUCAUCUGGACGCCCCUGCUUCUUGCCUUUAGCACAGGAGCUUGGUCUGAACCGCGUGUCCUCUCUGUCCAUGUACUGGUGGAGCGCCUCAUUCAGAAGAUGAAUUCAGACGGGCAAACAACCGUGGACCCAGAGAGGGACCCCGUAAAAGAGGGUCUUUUGGCGUGGGCCCUACACGUCGUCACGUCUGACAGCUGGGCGCCCGCACGGCGACACUCGUCGGACCAUGGAACGCAUGAGCAGCUACUCGCAAGACUCUUUUCCGCCCCUUCUUUCUGGAGCCUACGGAUGGCUGAGACGCUGCUGGAGGCUGGACACGUCACCAACGUCGAGUCGUGGCGCGCUGUGCUUGCUGCGGCGAGAGAGGACGACAGUGUAAGCCAGACAAUGCAUGUCGACGUGGAUAGUAUUGCUGAGGCAAUGCCUGUUGGACAGGCCGACGGUGAGUGGAAAGACAAGGAAAAGGAAAAGGUCCAGGGGCCAGUCAAAUUGCUGGGUAUGUGGAAGCCCAGACGUAUUGGAUGGAUGCCUGAAGGGUGGUCGGAUGAUGAGCAAGAGUGAUAUGAUAUGCUGCCAAGUUGCACCGUGAGAAUACCAUGACCAUGCUGGUGAUGAUGGCGUGACAUUGCACAAAAUUGACUUUGUCUGCUUGCUCCAAUCACCCCAAAUGAUAGAAAAAAAAUAAACAAACAAAAGGGAUAUAACGUGGUUCAUAAGCGAGUCGGUCACCCAAGCGAGUCGGUCACUCCCCACCAGCGCGUUGACGUUGACACGUUAUCACAGUCUUUUAUUACAGUCAAUAAACUAUUGCAAUAUACCAAAUUAAU
Exserohilum turcica Et28A is the source of this 1710-nucleotide messenger RNA. RefSeq lists its product as uncharacterized. Lineage: Eukaryota; Fungi; Ascomycota; Dothideomycetes; Pleosporales; Pleosporaceae. The transcript has 3 exons. The record is from RefSeq and is a predicted model, not a curated record. Bases 92 to 1444 code for a protein of 450 amino acids. Gene Ontology annotation, biological process: maturation of LSU-rRNA; maturation of 5.8S rRNA. Gene Ontology annotation, cellular component: preribosome, large subunit precursor; Las1 complex. Gene Ontology annotation, molecular function: endonuclease activity.